This is a messenger RNA of Pogonomyrmex barbatus (red harvester ant), 872 nucleotides long. RefSeq lists its product as uncharacterized. The record is from RefSeq and is a predicted model, not a curated record. NCBI's taxonomy places the organism in Eukaryota, Metazoa, Arthropoda, Insecta, Hymenoptera, Formicidae.
GGAGCGUUCCUCCUCUCUCUCCUCCCUUACCGACCGCCAUAUUGUUUGCGAUACGCCGUGCACGUCGGUCUCCUCGCCGUGUCCUCGUCAACGCGUGUGACUCGCAUUAACAACGCUCUUCCCGCGGACGGUGUUUCGGAAAAUCAGCAAACAUUUCGCGCAAAGGCAACAUGAAGAAGAUCAAGGAUUACUCAGACGAGGACGAUUACGAGGUGGACGAUCCGGAUUAUCCGGAGGUCGAAGGCGCCUCCGAAGAGGAGUGGACUCCGGAGCCCGGGACCGAGGGUGGCACUAAAAUAAGACCACCAAGAGGAACAGCAAAAAAACGACAGCAUUCUGAAGAAGAAGAUGAGGAAGAAGAAGAUGAAUUCGAGGAGGAUGAGGAAGAAGAAGAUGAAGAAUCUGAUUCUGAUACAGGAAAAAAGCCAAAGAAAAAAAGGCGGUCUAAGAAAGAUGACGAUGAAAAGGAGGAUGAAGAAGAUGAGGAUUCCGAUGACAACAGUUACAAUGAAUCAGGAGAGACACCAAAAGAAUAUACGUCUGGUUCGUUCGUUCUUGCAAAAGCUGAUCUCGAAUCUAAAAAGAACAAGGAAGAUAAUUUAUCUAGUAAGGGUAAAUCCGAUGUAGAAUCGAGCCCUUAUCCAACCUUGUGGAGGAUAGAUGGAAAAGCAUUGCUCCAAAAGUUUUUACCUUUUGAGGAAGAUGGAAAAGUACUGUACAAAAGCACAACGACGUAUUCUGGAUGGCAACAAAGUAACAAAGACAAUUACAUAGCAGUUCAGGUAUCCUUUAAAGUGCAAAGUAGACAAGAGACAAUUGUUGAACUUCAUUUUGAUCCAUCGCAACCACAAGAAGUUGUAAAGCGACGCUAG